Messenger RNA from Chanos chanos (milkfish), 684 nucleotides. It is a transcript of the gene lbhl, whose product is annotated as LBH regulator of WNT signaling pathway, like. The record is from RefSeq and is a predicted model, not a curated record. Lineage: Eukaryota; Metazoa; Chordata; Actinopteri; Gonorynchiformes; Chanidae. Bases 1 to 684 code for a protein of 227 amino acids. Gene Ontology annotation, cellular component: nucleus. The transcript has 5 exons. Gene Ontology annotation, biological process: positive regulation of DNA-templated transcription.
AUGGCAGCCCUUCCAUGUGCUGCCGUAUUCUGUGACUUCACUAGAGGCUCUAUUAGCCACCUGAACUCUCCCGUGCCCUCGGUACCCCCGUGCCCAGUCCCCAUCGCCCUGGAGAGCCACUGCCCACACUCUGGGCCUACAGAAGGGGACUGCUGUGGGAGCUGCCCCCUUCCGUCUGUGCCACCCAUCACCAUGCCCACCGUACCAACUGUGGACCUCUGUCAUGAUGCCUGUCCCCCCACAGACAGAAUGGAGGUGCUAGGAGCUCAGGACCCUGCCAUGGAAGAGAUUCCACUGCAGAAAAAAGGGGACAGGUUACCUUUCCAGAUCUUCCCUGACCCAGUGGAGGUGGUGUUGGGGCCAGAGGGCACACUAAACUGUGUGGAGCAGGAGAAGGAGCGGCUCCCCUCCAUAGUGGUGGAGCCCACUGAAGUCAGUGAAGUGGAGAGUGGAGAGUUGCGCUGGCCUCCAGAGAACAUGGACUUCGAGGAGGAUGAGGACCUGUUCCUGGAGCAGUGCAUUCCACCAGCCAACAUUGCUGACUGGGGUGAGGAAGAAGAAGAGGAGGAGGAAGAGACCUCAGUUAUCAUCAACAACCAAUCAUCUCUGCUAGAUCUUCAGUCAGAUGACUUCAGAGAUGACACCCCAACACUACCUCCAGAGAGUGCGUCUGCUCUAAACUAA